This is a messenger RNA of Poecilia reticulata (guppy), 2391 nucleotides long. It is a transcript of the gene pck2, whose product is annotated as phosphoenolpyruvate carboxykinase 2 (mitochondrial). Gene Ontology annotation, molecular function: phosphoenolpyruvate carboxykinase (GTP) activity; GTP binding; manganese ion binding. Lineage: Eukaryota; Metazoa; Chordata; Actinopteri; Cyprinodontiformes; Poeciliidae. Gene Ontology annotation, cellular component: cytosol. The record is from RefSeq and is a predicted model, not a curated record. Gene Ontology annotation, biological process: cellular response to glucose stimulus; oxaloacetate metabolic process; propionate catabolic process.
CGGAGCCUCUCUGCGUCAGUUUUUACGUGCUGUAGUGCAGGAACUGUCGGGGCUUGCAUCAUCCGGGAGGAACAGGGCGAGCAGCCUGGCUUAGGGACAUCAUUAGCAUGGACACAAUCUGCGGACAAGCCAACUAACAACAGCAUAUGUAAAUUUCCACCAGAAGCGCCUCCUCCCCGCCUCUGCAAGCUUGCGAGCCGAGCGUCUGGAGUUCACCGUGAUAAAGCAGCGUGGGGACUCCGUGGAGCCAUCAGUCCGCUCCGGUCGUGGAUCAGCAGAGGCAGGACAGCAUCUACUGAGCCGCUUCUGAGGUGUUUCACUUGGAGCAAAGUACAAGGUCCUCAGUGAGAGAACAGAUAUGAGCUGUGAAAAACUUUAGCUGCUGUCGUUCGCUUUCCCCCCCCCCUCACCGCAGAUAACUUUUAUGUGGCUUUUUUUUAACCGUUUUUUAAAAACUUAUCAGUCCAAGUUUAGCACCAAAAGAUGUCGUGCCUUUUAUUAGGAGUUAUACGAAGGCAGGGUGGUGUUGGGGCCAGUGUCGGGGUCCGGUCUCUGGCCUCCAUCCCUUCUCUACCGCCUACCGUGGCUGAUUUUGUGAAGGGAGCUGUGGACGAGUGCAAGCCCGCCAACAUCCACGUCGUAACCGGUACUCCUGAGGAAACGGCCAACAUCCUGGCCGGCCUGGAAAGGGACGGCAUGGUCAAGAAGCUUCCCAAAUACGAGAACUGUUGGUUGGCCCGUACAGACCCGAAGGAUGUGGCCCGGGUGGAGAGCAAAACUGUGAUCGUAACCAAAAACCAGAGAGACACCAUCCCCAUCCCUGCUGGAGGGGUGAAGAGCCAGCUGGGCAGCUGGAUGAGCGAGUCGGACUGGCAGAAAGCCAGACGAGACCGUUUCCCAGGGUGCAUGGCAGGUCGGACCAUGUAUGUGAUUCCCUUCAGCAUGGGACCUGUCGGCUCAACACUAAGUAAAUAUGGCGUCCAGGUGACAGACUCGCCGUACGUCGUAGCCAGCAUGGGGAUCAUGACGCGCAUGGGCUCCCCUGUUCUGCAGAAACUGUACGAAGGAGAAGAGUUUGUCCGCUGUCAGCACUCGUUAGGACGACCUUUCCCGCUCAAAGCUCCUCUGGUCAACUCUUGGCCUUGCAACCCAGACAAAGUCCUAAUAUCUCACCUGCCGGACACCAGGCAGAUUAUGUCCUUCGGCAGCGGUUAUGGAGGAAACUCUCUCCUUGGGAAGAAGUGCUUUGCCCUCCGUAUUGCCUCUCGUAUUGCCAAGGAUGAGGGCUGGCUGGCUGAGCAUAUGUUGAUCCUUGGAAUCACCAACCCUCAGGGCGUGAAGCGCUACGUGGCGGCGGCCUUCCCCAGCGCCUGUGGUAAAACCAACCUGGCCAUGAUGAAGCCUGCUAUCCCCGGCUGGAAGGUGGAGUGCGUCGGGGACGACAUCGCGUGGAUGAAGUUUGACAGUCAAGGCAAACUCAGGGCCAUCAACCCAGAGAACGGGUUCUUCGGAGUCGCUCCGGGCACUUCUGACAAGACCAACCCCUACGCCAUGGCCACCAUCUCCAGGAACACGGUGUUUACCAAUGUUGGCGAGACGAGCGACGGAGGAGUGUGGUGGGAGGGGCUGGAGCACCCCGCAGCUGGGGUUACGCUUACCGACUGGCACGGCAAAACAUGGAAACCAGGAAGCUCCACACCAUGUGCCCACCCUAACUCACGCUUCUGUGCCCCGGCGAGUCAGUGCCCCAUCAUUGACCCCCAGUGGGAGAGCGAGGAAGGGGUUCCCAUCGACGCCAUCAUAUUUGGAGGCAGAAGGCCUGAAGGAGUCCCUCUGGUCUACGAGUCGUUCAACUGGCAACAUGGAGUGUUUGUUGGAGCUGCAAUGAGAUCAGAGGCCACAGCAGCUGCAGAGCAUAAAGGUAAGGUGGUCAUGCACGACCCGUUCGCCAUGCGUCCGUUCUUUGGCUACAACUUUGGCGACUACCUCGCCCAUUGGCUGAGCAUGCAGACCAGGAAGGCCCCCACCCAGCUGCCCAAGAUCUUCCACGUCAACUGGUUCAGAAAGGACCCUGCCACUGGCGCCUUCCUCUGGCCCGGGUUCGGAGAAAAUGCCCGCGUGCUGGAGUGGAUCUUCAAGCGCUGCGGCAGAGAGAGGGAAGAGGAAGCAGCCAAGAAGAGCUACAUUGGCUGGUUGCCAGAAGAUGGCGCCAUCAACACUAAAGGUCUGGGCAGCAAGGUGGAUAUGGGCGCCCUGUUCGAUGUGCCCAAACCAUUCUGGCAGAAGGAGACCAAGGAGCUGAGAGCGUACUUCACUCAGCAGGUCGGAGCGGAUCUGCCCGCUCAGGUGGAGACGGAGCUGAAGGCGUUGGAGGACAGAGUCCACGCUUAG